This is a messenger RNA of Dreissena polymorpha, 2701 nucleotides long. RefSeq names its product glucose-induced degradation protein 8 homolog. Bases 67 to 777 code for a protein of 236 amino acids. The transcript is spliced from 5 exons. Gene Ontology annotation, cellular component: cytoplasm; nucleus. Gene Ontology annotation, biological process: proteasome-mediated ubiquitin-dependent protein catabolic process. The record is from RefSeq and is a predicted model, not a curated record. NCBI's taxonomy places the organism in Eukaryota, Metazoa, Mollusca, Bivalvia, Myida, Dreissenidae. Gene Ontology annotation, molecular function: protein binding.
CUUAUAGUAAUACCGGUGCGGAUGUAAAUUAUUCUCGCACUAAAAGGGAUCACAACAAAAGCUUCGAUGAAUAAUAUCAUAAUGGAAAGGGGUCUUCUGCUGGAACGAGGCCCUGUAGAUGGCGGUGUGGAGAAGGAGGAAUGGAUGGAGCUGCUCAGUGGUCACCAUGUGGGCCGGGCUGAGAUGAAUAAACUCAUCAUGAACUACUUAGUUACAGAAGGGUUCAAAGAGUCUGCUGAGAAGUUUCGACUCGAGUCCGGGAUCCAGCCGUCUAUUGAUCUCAACGAGCUAGAUGACAGAAUCAAGAUCCGCGAGGAGAUCCAGAACGGGAACAUUGAGUCUGCCAUCACCAUGGUGAAUAAUUUGCACCCAGAACUGCUUGAUAACGACAGAUACCUGUACUUUCACCUGCAGCAACAACACCUGAUAGAGCUGAUCCGUGAUGGGAGAGUGGAGGCUGCCCUUGACUACGCCCAGACACACCUGGCCGAGCGAGGUGAGGAGAACCCCUCGAUACUGUCCGAGCUGGAGAGGACGCUGGCCCUGCUGGCCUUUGAGGAACCAGAGAAGUCGCCAUUCGGGGAUCUCCUCCUUUUGUGUCAGCGACAGAAGGUUGCCAGUGAGUUAAAUGCAGCAAUUUUAGAAACAGACGCUACACCAAAACUUGCCAAUUUGUUAAAAUUGUUAUUGUGGUCACAAGAAGAACUCGACAAAAAGAAGAUUCGUUACCCAAGAAUGACGGACAUCGCCACGGGAACAAUUGAGGCCCCAAAAUGACACAGACUCCUGCUGCAUCUGUUGCAGCUACCCUAGAUCUUGAGAAGAAUUGAGCCGAACUCUGGGAAAAUGGGCCUUAAUGAAUGUGCGUAAAGUGUCAUCCCAGAUUAGCCUGUGCAUUAUGCACAAGCUUAUCAGGUAUAACACUUUUAGCUUUUAUGGAAUUUUUAGUUUAAAAAUCUCUUAUUAACACAAAUCCAUUCUAGGCAGAAAGUGUUGUCCUGACUAGCCUGUGUGGACUGCGCAGGCUAAUCUGGGAAGACACUUAAGCACAUGCAUUAAGCCAAGUUCUUCUAGAGCAUGGCUUGUUAAUUAACACUUAUAUUAUCUAUUGUAUUAUAAUAAGCUCUUCACAAAGCCACAGAGUAGAACAGUAAUACAACACUCCUGUAUUGUCUGCAUAUUUCUUCAUGCAUUAAGUUAACCCUUAACUGCUGAGGUGCAUAAUUUGUCACAUAUGUAAUACGGUAGACUCAAGUGUUAAAGGCUUCAUUUCUAACCCUUAGUUAUUGAUGAGCAACAAACAGCAUAAAACCUGAACUGCGAGUUACUUGCAGGAUUUUCUGUUUGCAAAAGCCAUGUUCAAUUUAUUUUUAAGCCGAGGUGUCUGAGCAUGCUAGAGUUUGCUUCUAAAGAGCCCAGAUUUAAAUUUCUGAGCAGUGUCUAUUUUUUGUUCAACUAUUUAUAGUCCUGUUAUGAUAAUUUAAGACUAUUCCAAGCAUUAGAAUAUUUGUGUGUGAAUACAUUCAAUGACACAUGAAAUCCAACGUUUUCUGUUUUGCAAAGAGAUGCAUUAUUAUCCAUCUAAGCAAUAUUUACUAAUUCAAAACUUUUGUAUAGGAAUUUGUGUAUGUUUUUCCUGAGAUAUUUUGUAAAUACAGAGAUGAGGUCCAGAGGCCGCAUCCUCUAAGCUUUUUAGUGAAAACCUUAGUUUAGGUAUUCUUUUGAAUCGUAUAUUUUCUUCCACUUUCUAACUUUUGUUAUUAUUAUUAUUUAGUUUACAAUACUUUUUCAUCUCCCAUACAAACAGAUGAGGUUUCUUAUUGUACCAGUUUUCUGGUAGGUUAGUUUUUACAAGAAAAAAGAAGUAUAUAUAUCUUUCAUUUAAAUUUUCUGAUAGAUUUUUGAGGAUAUUUUCUAAGUGACAUUAGUUAUGAAAGUAAUUUAUAGCAUGACAGGAGACUUCCAAAUACAUGUGUUUAAGAUUUUAAGAUGUAAUCUGUGUACUGUGACUGCACAUCAUCAUUUUGAAGGUCAAACAUCCUGUGUCAUGCAAAAAGGAGUCUUAUGACAUUAGAGCCAGGGAAGCUCCAGACCAGCCUGCUCAGUCUCUACGCUCUCCACAUUUGUGAACAAUAAACCACACACGACAUAAGACUCAUUUUCGCAUGACAUUGUUGAAAUGUUUUUUGUUGCUCUAAGCAUUGGUAUGUGUAUACAAAUACGUGUGUAAACAUUAGUGAUGAUUUGUUACAUUUUGUUCAGAGAAACAUUGUAUAUAUGUGACUAUUGCAUGUAUUUUUUAUGGCCAAUGUUUCUUUGUAGCAUGUCAGUAUCUGACAAAAAACAACACACCAGCUAUGUAUAAGUAUCAUAAAUCAUGUGCAUACAGGCUACUUUGUACUGUUUUGCAGCACAUAUAAUGUUACAAACAUUUAAUGGACUAUACUAAAUAUAAUUAUUAUUGUGUAAAAAAAAAUAGAAGACUGCUUGCUGAAAAGAGGAAUGUAUGAACGAUUUAUAAUGUUGUAGAAAGAUCUUCAGCAUUCUGAAUUUAAUUCAGUUAAUGUCUAGGUAAGUCAGGGACAAAGGCAGUUUGUUUACAAAUAGUCAUGUUUGUAAAUUCGUAAAUAUUUAGGCUGGUCAAAUCAGUUUUGUGAUAUGAAAUUUUCCAUGUUGUAAAUAAAUUAUACAUCACUUAUUA